AUGGACCAGCCGGCCGGCCUGCAGGUGGACUAUGUGUUCCGGGGUGUGGAGCAUGCCGUGCGCGUGGCGGUGUCGGGGCAGGUGCUGGAGCUGGAGGUGGAGGACCGGAUGACGGCUGACCAGUGGCGGGGCGAGUUCGAUGCCAGCUUCAUCGAAGAUUUGACUCACAAGACAGGGAACUUCAAACAGUUCAGCAUCUUCUGUAACAUGCUGGAGUCGGCCCUUACCCAGAGCAGUGAGUCAGUCACCCUUGACCUGUUGACCUACACAGAUCUGGAGUCCCUGCGGAACCGCAAGAUGGGGGGCCGCCCAGGUCCCUCGGCCUCCAGGUCGGCCCAGCUCAACUCGAAGCGCUACCUGAUUCUCAUUUACUCCGUGGAGUUUGACAGGAUUCACUACCCGCUGCCCCUCCCGUACCAGGGCAAGCCGGACCCCGUGUUCCUUCAGGGCAUCAUCCGCUCACUGAAGGAGGAGCUGGGCCGCCUUCGAGGGCUGGACGGCCAGGACCCUCGGGACACCCGGGAUGCUGAGAUCUGGCACCUGCGGGAGCAGGUGACGCGCCUGGCUGCUGAGAAGCGAGAGCUGGAGGCCCAGCUGGGCCGAUCGCGCGAGGAGGCGCUGGCCGGGCGGGCGGCGCGCCAGGAGGCCGAGUCGCUGCGCGGGCUGGUGCGCAGCCUGGAGCUGGAGCUGCGGCAGGAGCGCGGCCUCGGGCCCCGCGGCGCCGGCCGCCGCAGCCAGGACUGCCGCCGCCUGGCCAAGGAGCUCGAGGAGGUGAAGGCGUCCGAGCGGAGCCUGCGCGUCCGGCUGAAGUCGCUGAACUGCGAGCUGGCGGCGUACCGGAGCGGGAGACGGGCCUCGCCGGUGGUGCCGCGCCCAGCCCGGGAGGACCGCGCCUCGUCGUCCAGGGAGCGGUCCACGUCGCGGGGCCGCGGCGCCGCCCGCUCGUCCUCCCGGGAGAGUGGCCGCGGCGGCCGCGGGCGCGGCGGCCCCGCGCGCACCUCGCCCUCGCCCUCAGGUGGUCGCCUGCCCCGGUUCGACCCCACAGCCUUUGUGAAAGCCAAGGAGAAGAAGCUGCGGGAGAUCAAGAUGAAGCAGCAGCAGCAGCAGCGGCGGCAGCGGCACCGGCUGGGCAGCGGAGGAAGCGGGGACGGGCCGGCCAUCUCCUGGGCUCGCCAGACUCGUCCCCCUGCUGCCGUGACGGGCCGAGGGGACGCGGCUAACCGCUCCCGAAACCGCAGCUCCUCGGUGGACAGUUUCCGCAGCCGCUGCUCAUCCGCCAGCUCCUGCAGCGAGUUCGGGGAUUUCUCGGGAUCCCUCUCUAGGGGCAUUCUCAGCCGCGGGAAGCGGUCCGGAUCGGCAACGAUGAGUGGGUCCAACACGUUGCAGAAGUUCACUCCCAUGGAACGCGGCCGCCGUCCAAAGCAUCUGGCCAAUUCUGGGGGCUGGGUCCCCAUCAAAGAGUACAGCUCUGACUAUCAGGCAACCGACAUCGCGGAGAUAGACGCCCGUUUGAAGGCCUUGCAGGAAUACAUGAACAGACUGGACACAAGGUCAUGA
Pipistrellus nathusii (Nathusius's pipistrelle) is the source of this 1557-nucleotide messenger RNA. The record is from the annotation of a GenBank genome assembly. Lineage: Eukaryota; Metazoa; Chordata; Mammalia; Chiroptera; Vespertilionidae.